This is a messenger RNA of Pelagomonas calceolata, 1257 nucleotides long. NCBI's taxonomy places the organism in Eukaryota, Pelagophyceae, Pelagomonadales, Pelagomonadaceae. The record is from the annotation of a GenBank genome assembly.
AGGCCACUAGCAUCUCGUCCUUGCCGCGGUUUUUGCUGAUUUUGGCCGUGCUGCGCGCUUGAUUGCAGUAAGGAGCAAUGCGCGCAGUCCUCCUACUGCUCGCGGGCACCGCUGCGCGCCGCCGCGGCGGCCCGCCACCGCUGCGCCACAAAAACAAGGGUACCGGCCUCACAGGCGGCGGGCCCGCGCGGCGCCGCGGCGGAGCGCAUCCGCUGCGCCACAAAAGCAACGGGCGCGCGCGACCGCUGCGCCACCAAAGCCGGGGCGGAAUCGACCUCACCGGCGGCGGGCCGCUCAUCGAUGGCGACGGCUUCCUUAGAGAUCUGCUCCCAGUGCUGGACUACGACGAGUCGCAGGAGAACGUGACGACGAAGACGCCGACGCGCGGCCGCGCGCGGGGCUACCUGCGCGCGCGCCAGGUGCCCGGCGACGGCGCGUGCCUCUUCCACACGCUAAGCGCGGGCUUGUGGGAGUCGGUGAACGGCACGCACCACCCGAUGGACCGCAAGGUCCUGAGGAGCCAGUCCCUGCGCCUGCGCGCGCGGGCCAUCGACGUGCUCGAAGAUAGGAGAGACCCGAAGCUCUACAUGGGCGACAACGAGUACAUGAAGGCCUCGCAAUUACUCGAGAUGGCGGCGGAGCAGGCCGCCUGCGCCAAGGACGAGUACUGCGCCAAGCUGCGCGACCCGCGCGCCUGGGGCGGCGGGCCCGAGAUUGUGGCCUUGUCGAACGCGUUGUCCCGGCCGAUCCACAUCUACGAGCUCGUCUGGGCCUCGGCCGACGCGCCCUGCGCGCGCAAGAACCUUAGAGGAGGCGCCGCAGACAGCGCGCCGAACGCGCCGCGGUGGUGCGUCCAGUGCAUUGCGGAGUUUGGAACCCCAAAAUGGAGCCGGCGCUACCCGCCCAUCCACGUGCUUUCUUGUGAUUCCCGCUUUCCCCACCUCCAGCCGGAGCAGCAGCUCGAGCAGGGCAACCACUUCCUGCUCUUGUUUGAAUGCGACCCGCAGGAGGCGCGCGAGGCCGCGCUCGAGGCCGGGGCCGACGACAGGGCCGCCGAUCUCGUGUUCGCCGAAUGCGCGAGGCGGCGAGUGCAGAAGGCCAAGGCCGUGACGGCGGAUAGAGACGUUACCUGGGCGCCGUAUUAUGAUCCAUCGAAACCGCCGCGCCGGCGCUUCGGCGUGUCUCCUUUAUUAGUGGGGGCGCUUGGGGUGGUGGCGAAGCUGCGGUUUGGUUUAUAAGUAUGACAAGUUAAACAAA